AUGGACGCUACUGGAGCAUCGAACAAUCGUGAAUUCCCUGAAGCUGUGGAGCCCACUUCGUCGGUCGCCUUCCAGGAUAAUGUUUCCUGGAGUAUACGCCUGAAGGACUACCUUACGGUAGCCUGCCAUAGGUAUCAAUUGUUGUCGGCAUUCAUGAUGGCGUUGACGGCGCUUCUGAUAGCCUUUAUUACCAACGGGAACGCAUUCGGAUGGCUACAACAGAAUAGUGCAGUGGCUACUACGAUGGCCGUAUUCGCGUUCUUCAUCCGACGUUCCUUCUUUUCCACCAGGAGCGUCUACUGUAUAGAUCAUUGCGAGUUCAAUCCACCUGAUGCGUGGAAAGUCUCUCGUGCUGAUAUCGUUGAGGCUCUCUCCACCGAACCCAACUUCACUCCCGAGAGCCUCGACUUCAUUCGGAAGCUCCUAGCUCACUCGGGAACCAGUGAUCACACCGCAUUUCCCCCGAAUUUGGUUAAGAGCCUCAAAACCCGUGAGCCUUGGUCGGCCACUCUGGAGGAUUCGCGUGAAGAAGCCGAGACGGCCAUGGGUGAGGCCUUACGAGGUUUGAUGGAUAAGACGGGAAUUACGGCAAGGGACGUCGAUGUUCUCAUCAUCAACUGUUCCCUCCUGUCCCCCACACCAUCUCUCUGUGCUCUACUAGUCAAUAAAUUCGGCAUGCGCAGUGAUAUACUAACCUACAAUCUCUCCGGUAUGGGAUGCAGUGCCAAUGGUGUAUCCAUUGAUCUCGCUCAACGCGUCCUGCAAAAUCCCAAGAACAUGAAUUGUGUGGUUAUCUCUACCGAGUCGAUCUCUCAAGCUAUAUACACCGGUAGCGAGCGUAGCUUCCUCGUUCAGAAUACACUCUUCCGUUGUGGUGCUACGGCCAUCCUCCUCACCAAUAAGCCCGACACUCGAGCCAAAUACAAGUUACUCGACGUCGUGCGUGCUCAGUUGUCGAAGGGCGAUGAUGACUAUGGCUGCGUAUGGGAGGCUGAGGACAAGGAUGGCCACAAAGGAGUGUUCCUUGCUAAGAAUAUUGUUGAUGUUGCUGGCAAGACUAUGACGGUCAACUUUAGACGACUUAUCCCUCGUAUUUUGCCCAUCCCGGAAUUGCUAAAGGUUGCCUUUAACAGGAAGUAUAUUCCAUCUUUCAAGAAAGGUAUCAACCAUUUUUGCAUCCACGCCGGUGGAAGAGCAGUUUUGGAAGGUGUGCAGAAGAAUCUAAAGUUGAGUGACCGUGAUAUUCUCCCAUCUAAGUUGUCCCUUUAUCAUAUGGGUAAUACCAGUAGCAGCUCCAUCUGGUAUGAACUAGGUUUUACGGAGCGCUCUGGUGAUUUGAAGGCUGGUCACAGAGUCCUUCAAGUCGCGUUUGGCAGUGGGUUCAAGUGUAACUCCAUGGUCUGGCUUUGCCUUCGUGUAUAGUUCUCAAUGAGAACUUCCCAUCGUUAGUGCAAAGAGACUUUCCUAUCUUGCGCUACUCGUCUCGUACUCCCAUGUCAAGGAAUGUUUGUCACAAUGCUUUUUAGCGAGUUUGAAUACGAGUUGUCUCCC
This is a messenger RNA of Perkinsus marinus ATCC 50983, 1551 nucleotides long. RefSeq lists its product as hypothetical. The record is from RefSeq and is a predicted model, not a curated record. The transcript has 6 exons. Lineage: Eukaryota; Perkinsozoa; Perkinsida; Perkinsidae. Bases 1 to 1422 code for a protein of 473 amino acids. Gene Ontology annotation, molecular function: acyltransferase activity, transferring groups other than amino-acyl groups. Gene Ontology annotation, cellular component: membrane. Gene Ontology annotation, biological process: fatty acid biosynthetic process.